Messenger RNA from Drosophila serrata, 756 nucleotides. Its product is annotated as protein phosphatase inhibitor 2. Gene Ontology annotation, biological process: regulation of signal transduction. Gene Ontology annotation, molecular function: protein phosphatase inhibitor activity. NCBI's taxonomy places the organism in Eukaryota, Metazoa, Arthropoda, Insecta, Diptera, Drosophilidae. The record is from RefSeq and is a predicted model, not a curated record.
AUUAACAUGUAUUUGGUCAGUUGAAUUCUACAUCCCAAAGCAGUUACAUUUAUUCAAACACACACAGUUUAUUACAGUAAAAACACAAUGGAGAAAAACGAAGUAAAGGGUAUUUUAAAAGCACCCUCAGGUGCAAUUAGUACAAAUUUACCUGUAAGAUCGGCCAAGUUCGAUGAGGUGAACAUUCUGGCCACAUUUCACCCCACCAACAAGGACUAUGGCCACAUGAUUAUCGAUGAGCCAAAGACACCAUUUGUCUUCGAUGAUGCCAUUCCGGAGGAGUUGGACAUGAAUGCCUUGAUUGAGAAGUUGCAAGUCACUUCGAAAACACAAAUGCCAGCAUUUGGAUUCGAUGAUGACUCCGAUGAAUCAUCGGAGGAGGAAGAGUAUCCAGAGUCGCUGGAUAGUGUUCGUCGAUUGGACUUUGAGCGUCGUCGCAGGUUGCAUUACAGGGAGUUCUACUCGGUACCUUUGGCUCGAAGUCUUAUAUUCGAUGAAUUUGGCUGUCAAAGUAGCUCCGAAAUGAGCAUUUCCCAGGAGACAUCCUGCAAUGCAAAUAUUAGAGAAUCGUUUCCACCAUGCGGUGAACGUACUCAAGUGGAUAGCUCUUAUUACAUGGGUAUCUCUACGGAUAGCACUGCCGCUCAGGAAAAUAGAUUUAAUGAGCUGGGCUUUGAUCCCACGCAACCAUGUAAUCUAAAAUUAAUUGCAGAGAUUGAUGAACCGAUGGCAGAAUCACGAAACUCAGCUCAUUAA